Molecule: messenger RNA, 462 nt
Organism: Trichobilharzia regenti
Lineage: Eukaryota; Metazoa; Platyhelminthes; Trematoda; Strigeidida; Schistosomatidae
Source: the annotation of a GenBank genome assembly
AUGCACGAAUCUAAUGAUCAACGGGACUGUGUGGAUGUUAAUGAAUGUCUCAGUAAUCCCUGCAACAAUGUCACACACUUUUGCGUAAACAGGCCUGGCUCGUACGAAUGUAUUGCUUGCAAUUCCGCCUGUCGCGGGUGUACUGGUGCAACUGCAAAUGACUGUGUAUCCUGUGCAAAUGGUUACCAGAGAGGGAAUAGUGAAGCAUGUGAAGAUAUCAACGAAUGCAAUGCCGAUAGUAACAUUUGUAAUAAAGAGGGGGAAGUCUGCAAGAACUUGAUUGGUGGUUAUAAAUGUGACUGCAGAAACGGAUACCAACGAAUUAAUAAUGAUUGUGUACUGAUUACAAAGCAGGAAACAACUUCGGAAACUCUGGAAAAUAUGCAAGAUGUACAAAUUAAUGAUGGUUACGACACUUUGAAAGAGGAGCCGAAUCCUAGUCAUAUUCUGGGAGAAUUGUGA